This is a messenger RNA of Arachis duranensis, 1570 nucleotides long. Its product is annotated as probable WRKY transcription factor 41. Gene Ontology annotation, biological process: regulation of DNA-templated transcription. Gene Ontology annotation, molecular function: DNA-binding transcription factor activity; transcription cis-regulatory region binding. Gene Ontology annotation, cellular component: nucleus. The record is from RefSeq and is a predicted model, not a curated record. NCBI's taxonomy places the organism in Eukaryota, Viridiplantae, Streptophyta, Magnoliopsida, Fabales, Fabaceae. Bases 290 to 1390 code for a protein of 366 amino acids. The transcript is spliced from 3 exons.
GAAUUUGCUUCUUAAGCCUCACUCCCGCCUUCUUCUCUCUGCACCAACAUCGAACUUCAAACUCAGCAAAUCCACUUGAGCUUCAAAGCCCAUGAUCAUAGAUUACUGUACUUCACUAUUCCAAACGUAUUGCACUUUUCUUCAGCUUCCAACCCUGCUGCAGAACAAGAAACUAUACUGGUUGACAAGACUGCAUUUCCAUUUUCCAGAGUAGAAGUGAUGAACUAGUGCAUCAAAUUAUCAACGCACCAUCAAACUUGAUCUUGUUAAGGUGAUAAACACUACAACAAUGGAAAAUGACGGGCGCUGGGAGCAGAACAUACUCAUCAACGAGCUAGUUCAGGGGAUGGAGGUAGCAAGAAGGUUGAAGGAAGACAUGAAUGCGACAUAUUCAGCUGACACAAAAGAUUUGUUGCUGCAGAGGAUAUUAUCGUCGUAUGAAAAAGCUCUGCUAAUUCUAAGAUGGAAUGCAUCAACUUCCAAGUCUCAGAACAUGAGUCAAGCAACAGCAACAGCAACCUUGUUUUCAGAGUCACCAAUAUCUAUCAGCGCAAGUCCUCUGAGGGAGGACAAUCAUAAUCAAGAGUUUAAACACGAUUCAAAGAAAAGAAAGACAAUGGCCAAAUGGGUAGAUCAAGUGAGAGUGAGCUUUGAGAGUGGCCUUGAAGGACCACAUGAAGAUGGUUACAACUGGAGAAAAUAUGGACAGAAAGAUAUCCUUGGUGCCAAAUAUCCCAGAAGUUAUUAUAGGUGCACCUUCCGGAACACUCAGGGGUGCUGGGCCACGAAGCAAGUACAGAGAUCAGACGAAGAUCCUACCAUAUUUGACAUAACUUACAAAGGAAGGCAUACCUGUUCUCAGGGAAACAAGGCUGUUCCGCAACCGAAAUCGCCAGACAAACAUGAGCAACUGCAAUGUCAUAGUAACGAAAUUCAGCAUAGACAAACAUCAGAAGAAAGCCUGACAACUUUCGGGACCAUUAUGACAGUUAAAAGAGAUAUGGUGGCAAAUGGAGAGAUGGAAUAUCCUUUCACUUUCCCUUCAACUUCAUUUGGAAGCAUGGCACAAGAAAGCUACAGCUUGAUUCCUUCAGCCCUGGAGAACGAAUCCUUCUUGAGCAGUCAUUUCCAAACUCACUUAUUAUAUCCAAACAUGCAAGAAUUUAAAUACCUGCCAUCUACGUCUUUCCAGAUGAAUGAGCUUGAUGGGAUCUAUAAUAGGCCACUUUCAGAAUCAGAUAUUACUGAGAUCAUUUCCACCAACACAUCCACCACCAAUUCUCCAGUUCCGGAGUUCAAUUUCUCACUUGAUCCAGUGGAAAUUGAUCCAAAUUUCCCUCCCAAUACCCUGGAUUUUUCUCCUAGAGCCCUUAACAACAAGAACAUCUAGGAGCACUUGAGGCAAUUGUAGACUUGUAAAACAAUGAGCCAGAAAUGGUUAGAACUUAGAACUGUCUUUGUAGUUAAUGUUAGAAACUCAGAGUUGGCACUCUUGAGCAGAAUUUUCCUUCAAAUAAAUAAAUGCUUCAAAUUUGCACGUUACAACAUAUAAUACUAAAUCUAUACAGAA